UGUAUACGUUUGUCUAAGAAUCGUGUGCGGGCGGGGGCGUGUGCCGCAUUAUAAUACAUAUAAAAGUCAGUCGUGCGCCGCUCAGCUGAUCGAGCCGAGCUGCACAUAUCUCCGAGUCCGAGUUACGAUUACGUUUAUUAAAUAGUCUUAUAUAUAGUUAUUUUUGUUUUCAACUGCCUUUUAAAAUAAUGAAAUUCGACGUUAUUAGUAACUGAUGCUAUUUUGAGAAAUAUUUCAUAAAUAUAUCCUCGUCGAACAAUUACUCAACCUAAUGCACUCGGGGCGCUCGGCCUGCGAAGAAGUCAAAUAGAGAGUGGAAAAAUGGAGCGCAGAUAAGCACACACGCGAGCAUGAGCAGAAGAAGCGAGCUCGGCGGCGCACGAGUUUAGGGGUGCAGCAGCAGCAGCAGCAGCAGCACGACGCACGGCAGCGGGGGGUGCCAAAGCACAGCAGCAACAGCAGUAAUAGUAGUAGCAGAAGCAGCAGCAGCAGCAGCGCCAGUGAGCGAUAGUAGCGUCGGGUAGUAUAAUAGAUAGCUCGUGUUCGCGUCGGGGGUAGCUCGGCACUCGUGUAUCUCGAGUCUCGGCUGACUGGCUGCGGCCGCUCGACACAACGCACACACAGCUCGUUGCAUCGCAGUCGUCGUCGUCGUCGUCGUCGUUGUCGCGUACCUCCGAUAGUACCCGAGAAGGGCCACGAGAGUCAACAGAAAAACAUCAUCGUCCUCAGUAGCAGCAGCAGCAGCAGCAUCAACAACAACAGUAGUGGUUUCGAACAACGAUGGCCAGCACUGAUAUGACCAGUGAAACUCGUCACAGAACGAGUCUGCCGGUGCGUGGCCACUCGGAAGUCAAUCUCUGCUCGGUCCUGUCGCUGGGCAAGGACCUCAGCAAAAUCACGAUGCCGGUGAUCUUCAACGAGCCGCUGUCGUUUCUUCAGCGAGUCGCCGAGUACAUGGAGUACGCCAAGCUGCUCAAGCUCGCGGCCGAGCAGACAAGUCCAGUAGCACGAUUACAGUACGUGUCAGCGUUCGCCGUGAGCGCCUUGGCGUCUAAUUGGGAGCGGCUGGGAAAGCCUUUCAAUCCGCUGCUCGGCGAGACGUACGAGCUCCAGCGGGAAGAUUUUCGCAUAAUAUGCGAGCAAGUAUCUCAUCACCCGCCGAUAUCGGCGUUUCACGCCGACAGCGAGGAUUUCAUUUUUCACGGCAGCAUACACCCGAAGCUCAAGUUCUGGGGAAAAUCAAUAGAAAUACAUCCCAAAGGCAUGGUCACGGUUGAAUUGCCAAAAUGGAAGGAAUCGUACGUCUGGCAAAAUGUCAAUUGUAUUUUACACAACGUGCUGGUCGGCCAGAUCUGGAUGGAGCAAUUAGGCGUAUUGGAAAUCCGUCAGUACGGUGGCGCAAAUCUCAAGGCGGAGUUGUCCUUCAAAAGCGCGGGCUGGAACAACAAAGAUCUGCACAGAGUCGAAGGCUUCAUUGUCGAUCAGGAACGCAAACGACUGGCCUACCUCUACGGCAAAUGGACCGAGCGCUUGAAGGCGUGCGAAAUGGCGGCUUACGAGGAGACGAUUGAGAGGAUAAAGAGGGAAAACAAAAGUCCACAGAACAGUCCGGGCCACAAGAAGGUCCUGGCCAGGCUGCACAGUCUCAAGGUCGGGGCGUUCAAGGGCUCGCAUCAGGACUCGGUCGACGAGGCGAGAGACGAUCUCGAGGCGGAGGGUCUCACGAUCGACGACAUACCCGGUGCUACCCUCUUGUGGGAGGUCACUCCUCGGCCCUCCAAUUGCUCGGACUAUUAUCAAUUUACGACGUUCGCCAUGUCACUGAACGAGAUGGAACAGAACAUGCGAGAGAGCAUGUGCCCGACGGACUCCCGAUUGAGGCCCGACGUGCGCAAGCUCGAAAACGGAGAUCACGACGGGGCCGCGGCCGAGAAAACGAGACUCGAGGAAAAGCAGCGCGAUUGCCGCAAGAGUAAAAAACACAAGAAAAACUCCACCGAGUACGUCCCGAGAUGGUUUCAACGGUGCAUACACCCCCACACGGGCUUGGAGGACUGGGCAUAUCAAGGCGGAUACUGGGAUCGCAACUACAGCGAGAUCGAGGAGUUAUUUUAAAACUUUCGUCUCGCGAGUACUUGUAGUAUACCGCGAAUCGGUUCUUUUCUCUGUUAGUCAAGUCAAUGGACUCGAUCGUACGGCGACGAGGCUGUCUCUGUCCCUUUGAUACUUCGUCAAGUACCGAGGCUCUAAAUAGAUGCGUUUAUUUUCGUUUCGAAUGCGAAUAUUAUUAGUUUACAAAUCGAGUGAUAUCGUAUAGUGAAGUAAGGAUUCACCGUGUGAAUGUAGAAAAUUGUGCGUACCAAGAGUGUUCUCGCGGGUAGUAUACUUUAGUGAAAUCAAACCUGUGUUUGUAUGAAUAUACUUUUCCAAUGCUUGAAUUGUUCGGGUAUGAAAAUAUAAAAAUUUCUUAGAGACAUCGUGUGUGUAGCGGAAAAAGUCUUUGGAACAAUAUUUUUCUUUUGUUUAACUGUAAUUUUGCAACUGCAGCCAUUUGCAUUGUACAGUUGAAAGUCAAUACUGAUUGUUUACUCGUCAUUGAAGAUAUCGGAAAAUCAUAGAAUAAUGAAAUUCUUCCGCGCCUAGGUCUCUUUCGUCUAUGCGAUUAAUGAUUUCAAUAGGAAAAAAAAACUUGAUAGAAAAUGCGAGGAAUGAAAGUUUUACUCGAUCGUAUAAAUAAUUUUGACUAUUGAAUAUACUAUGUAUAUACUAGGAUAUAAAAAUGAAUGUUAAUAAGAAAUUAGUUCGAAGUUCAAUUCAAUUUCAUUGUUGUUAAAUGACAAACGAUCUCAGAAACUUUUUACAUUCGGCGACAUAACGACAACACUUCAAUUUGUAAAAUACAUUGGUAAAUAAUAGAGUCUUCCAAUUUCUGAUCAAUUACAAAAUUAUUACUUUUCGUGGAUAAUCAUUUAUGAUCGAUGAAAAAAUUAUGUUCAUCAAAGAAAUUCAUAAUUAUAACUAUACACACGGUCAACUUUCGAUCAACAUGAUUUUAAGAUUUAUGCAUGAUUUAGCAUUCAUUUUUAAUUUCUGCUUGAAUAUUCAAAGUAGCCUCGAUUGAAAAUUAUCAAUUACUAAUGCGAAAGAAGUACAUUUUUAUAAUUUACGUGAGCGCAUCAAAGAUAUCGAUAAACUUAGUGCGAUAAGUUAUAAAACUGGAAUGCCUUGCAAUUAUGAUGCAACGAGAAAACAAAAUUUAGCGUAUUUUAAAAUUUGUUAAUCGAAUCGCGUUCAUUCGUUCCUGCGAAAUAACUUCCAAAGCAUCAUACCAAAGAAAGUCACUUUUACAAAAAAAAAAUGGGGAAAAAAAUGAAACAAAAAAAUAUAUACUGUACACGUACGCAACAGAUUUAACAGAGUAUUACGAUUUUAAUACAUAAUAUAUUCAUAAGUACACUUUAAGACGCUGUUGCAUUAUACAAUAUACAUACAACUAUGUCUUGUAAUAUAAGUAACUAUAUAUAUUUAUCUCGAACGAGCACCUCAAAGGCGGGAGUAACCUAGCGAAGUCUUCAGAAAUAUAUUUAUGUGAGUUAAGCAAACGGGCCCUUCGACAAGACUUAUAUGGCAUAAAUAGCUUAGUCAUUUAAACUGCAUUAUUUGGUAAUGUCCUUUUAAAAAGUCUGAUUCGUAGAAAUUUUAUUAGACGAUUUCGUUUCAAUGUAAUCAAGUACACACGCGCCAUUUGAUAACAUGAAAUUCUACAAAUUUUACGCGAACUUUGAGCUCGUUUCAAGGAGACAAUUUGCCAGUCUAUACACUUUUACCACGCGUAUGCGAAAAUUAAUAUCAGCGGUCCGCGAUCUUUUUAUAACGCGUAUUAUACAUAUACUUUUUUCUGGGCGCGCAUUGAUUUCAACUCGACUCGACUCUAUAUACAUGCCGUCAUUUUCUGAAGCGACAAAUAUUUUCGAAUGCGUAAUAUUUCUGUCGAUUAAACCGAAGAACAAUCAAAAAUGUCAAUGAUUUGUUUGUAUACAAGAAUUUUCUAUUGCUAUUAAGACAUAUACCAGUUUGGCUGCAAUUGGAAUUAUUGGAAUUAUUGGAGGAAAAAUACAUAGUCGAGCAAGUUAUUUGUUUGAUAAAAAAAAAACGGAAAAAAAGAAAUCAUAAACAAUAGCAGCGAGAGAUCUGCGUUCUAUACUUUCCACGCGCAGCGCUGGACUCACAAUGCUAUAUUUACACACAUACACGUAUGGAAAUUUGUGCGCGUUCGCUUGUACAAAAUCCUGUAAAAUACAUACCGGACGAGGCAGCUACAUAAAAAAUUUGUAAGUCAAGCUGAAAGCGGGUAACGAUCGUCGGUUCGGUAUACCGGCAAUUCUGUCGACGAGAUAUUUAUAAGUAUAAUGCUUGCAACAACGGGAGCGAUAUCUUACAAAAGUUGCCGAGCGCUCGAGUUAUUUAGACGCAUUCUGAAAAAAAGUAGCCUUAAUCUGGAUUUGUACGUAUACGUAUGGCAAGCGCGGAAAGAGCGUGAGUUUAGAAUGGAUUUUUAGACUCGCGUCCAGCAAUUAUGCUCGCGAAGCUGUUGGCAGUGACGAAACGAGAGAGUUUGUUAAUGUAUAGAGAUAAUAGCAAAAUUAUUAAUAAUUACGAAGAAAAAAAAAACAAAGAAAAAAAAAAAUAGUUUCGCUGUGCGAACCACCUUAGGGUUAGACAUCCUAUGUAGACCGUAGAUGAUUGUAUAAUUAAUUCUUGUAAUAAUGUGAUGUUUAUUAAUGAUCAUCAACGAUACGAUGCAGUAUUACUUUGAUAUUUAUAGAUAUAGCAGUAUACAUAAUUAUAAAAAGGCCAUGCUAGUCCUGGUAAAUAAAUUUUGCUGUAAGCAGUGAAAAUUCGUCAAAAAGAAAUUCACGAUACUCCGAUCAGUGUGUACUUUUUUUAAUCGCCAACAUCUGUAAUCCUUUUUACACGACAUACAUGUAGCGUUAAAUAAAAAGAAAUGAGUUUGCUUACGUAUAUAUUUAGGCCACCGUUGGUUUAAUUCAAAAAGCGACGUUGAUCGUCGCUAAGCAUCUCUUUAGGCAGUCGAAAAAUUACUAACGACAUGUGUUCAACUGUGUCCAAGGUUCAUUAUCAUUACGCAGUCGUCCGAUAUGUCACGCAAACGCAUAAUAUGCUAUUAUCUCAGAGUGAGAACUAGUCAGAGAAUUUCCGUUUAUCAAUUACGUUCUGAUCGCAAAUGAUCAGUCAUUGGCAAUCCACGACAUUAUCUUUAAUUUUGCUCUUUAGCAGCGAAUUUCUUGCUAGAAAUUACAACACGUGUAACUGAAAUAUAAAGGCAGAAUAAAACAAAAUCGUUGAUAGACUAUGCAA
This is a messenger RNA of Trichogramma pretiosum, 5379 nucleotides long. Its product is annotated as oxysterol-binding protein-related protein 2. The transcript is spliced from 9 exons. NCBI's taxonomy places the organism in Eukaryota, Metazoa, Arthropoda, Insecta, Hymenoptera, Trichogrammatidae. Gene Ontology annotation, cellular component: cytosol; intracellular membrane-bounded organelle; membrane. The coding region runs from base 781 to 2115 and encodes 444 amino acids. Gene Ontology annotation, molecular function: sterol binding. The record is from RefSeq and is a predicted model, not a curated record.